AUGAAACAAUUUCAUCAGGAGAAAAAAUAUAAGCGCUUAUCGAGUUUUUAGUAUUAAUAUACAUAAUACUCCUAGUCGAAUUAAGUUUUGAAUUGUAAUUUAGCACAUAUACGCGGUUCUUAAAUAGUUAAAGGAGACUUAUAGCAUUUAUCAAAUUUUUUAUAAAUAUUGCAUGAGUUAUCAAAACUUUAUAAGGAUCGAGCAUUAAAUUCCGGUAUCAGCAGUUAACAAGAUUAUUUAGUAAAUGAUUUAAAUUCUACACCUCCUUAGUAAAAUUCAAAUAAAUUAACUUAGAUGUUUAGAGUAUUUCUAUAAUUCUCAAGAUGAAAAAUAAACGUAUCUAGAAGAAGAAAAUGAUCACUUCUAAAAAUCGAGCAUAUAAUCGAAUUAAUUUUAAAUUAAUAAAAAUUCAAAAUAACGAAAUAAUCAAUCUUGUGAGCAAUAAUAUAAAAAAAGAGAUGAUAGAAAGUCAUCUUAAAUGAAAAACCAAUAAGGAAGUAAUCAAUAAAGAUAAAAAAGACCUAUUAGAUCUAAUUCAUUAAAAAAGCCAACAGAUUAAGACCCAAGGAUUCAAAAAAAAAUGGCAUACGAAUCAAGGUCUUAACCAAAAAAAUAAUAGGCAUUUACAAAAGAUAAAGAAAAAUACUCAGAAAAUACAAAGUCUUCAUAAGAUUCAUAAUAUUCUUUGGAUUUUGAAACUUCUAAUAAAGAUGAAGUAGAUUACGAAUUUUUAAAUUAAUAUGAUGAAAGAGUCAUCCAGCAAUUAGAUGAAAAUGAUCCAAUUAAAAUUAAAUAUGUUCUAGAAAAAUAAAAAGAAGAUAUCUUAAAAAUUUUAUAAGAAAAAAUAUUACAUGAAGAAAAUCAUCAAAAUUUUCCUGCAUCCGAUGAUUAAAUAGAUAGUUAAAUUAAAAAUAUUAAAGAAUCUUUGAAAAACUUAAAACCAAAACCUUCUAUUGAUGAUGUGGAAAAUAUCAACGAACAAAAAAAUUAAUAUAGGAAUUUCUUAAAAGAUUAGUUGUAAAAUUUUCAAUAAAUUAAAUAAAUUCAAAAUGUAUAAAAAUAAGAAAAUAACUCAAGAGUAAGUACUAAAACAAAAUAGAAUGAUUUAUUAAAAAAUUAAUUUGAAAAUGUUCAUUUGUAUAUGUAACAUAAACUAAGGGAUGAAAAAUUGAAUUAUCUAAAAAAAAUGUAUUUUCUAUUUUGUUGUUAGUCACCGCAUAGUUUUUGAGUUAGAGAAAAGACAAAUAAUCGAUGAAAAAUAUGACCACAGGUAAGCUAGAAGACAAUAAAAUAUUCUAACAAGGAAUAUUUUAGAUUCAGUUGAAAGUUCCUAUGAUGAUUAAAUAGUAUUUUUAAAACAAAAAAUAUAAAAACAACGAAACGAUCGAUUAUAUGAAGGUAUAUCUCAAAAAUCAGUAUUUGAAUUUUUAUUCUUUAGAUAUUAUCUAAACUGGAGAAGGAACUUAAACAAGAGAAAAUCAGAGACAGGUAAAAUUAAAAAGAAGUUUGGAAAUAUGAAAAAGAGAAAUUUGAAUAAUUGAUGAAAGAUGAUGGAGAAUUAGAAAAAAGAAUACUUCAAAUCUAUAAAAGAUAUUGA
This is a messenger RNA of Paramecium octaurelia, 1597 nucleotides long. Lineage: Eukaryota; Ciliophora; Oligohymenophorea; Peniculida; Parameciidae. The record is from the annotation of a GenBank genome assembly.